Molecule: messenger RNA, 3987 nt
Organism: Neoarius graeffei (lesser salmon catfish)
Lineage: Eukaryota; Metazoa; Chordata; Actinopteri; Siluriformes; Ariidae
Gene: ldlrad4a
Product: low density lipoprotein receptor class A domain containing 4a
Exons: 4
Coding region: 341-1156 (271 amino acids)
Biological process (GO): negative regulation of transforming growth factor beta receptor signaling pathway
Cellular component (GO): early endosome membrane; Golgi membrane
Molecular function (GO): R-SMAD binding
Source: RefSeq, a predicted model, not a curated record
UCACACGCGCGCGCGCAGACAUCGAACCCUUUCCUUUCUGGCUGCGCGCGGAUGGUUUCGGUAACCGUACCCCGCCGUCCGUUCCGCGCGCGAGCUGCUGCUGCCGCCGCCGCCGCCGUCUACGUCGUUUUUAUUAUUCUGUUUAUUUUUGUCGUUGUUUUUUCGAUCUUUUCUCCAGGAUGGUGUGAUUAACGCGCGAGACAGACCGGAGACCGGAGACCGGGCUCCCACUCGGACUUUAAAGGACCCCCCCCCCCCCCCUCACCACCCCCUCCUCCCCCGCUCUCCCCUCCCUCUCUCUCUCUCUCUCUCUCUCUCUCUCUCUCUCUCUCUCCUCUUCAUGCGCCACCACCGAACGGUCCCGAGCACCGGCAGCGCGAGCUCCACCGACACCACCACAAACUCCACCAAUGCCACUCGCUCGUGCGACUGCAGCGCGUCCCAGCAGCCGCGGGGAAUGGAGAGAUCUGAACUGGAGUUUGUUCAGAUAAUAAUCAUAAUCGUGGUGAUGACCGUCAUGGUGGUCGUGAUCAUCUGUCUGCUCAACCAUUACAGACUAUCGGCCUUCUUUAGCCGCCACCGCCGGGGCGGAGCCAUGCAGCCAAGCGGAUGUUCGUGGCCCACAGACAGUCUGGUGACACAACAAGGAGCUACAGAGGUGAUGUUUGGGCCACGGAGUUUCGAUCGCUUCGUACCUCCUUCGUUUAUCCAGAGGGAGCAGUCGAGUCGUUUCCAGCCCACGUACCCACAAAUGCAGACACAAAUUGAGCUCCCACCCACCAUCUGCCUGUCAGACGGCGAGGAGCCGCCGCCCUAUAAAGGCCCCUGCACUCUUGCCCUGAGAAGCCCCGAGCAGCAACUCGAGCUGAGCCGCGCCUCUGUGCGAGCUCCGCCCAAUCGCACUGUUUUUGAUAGCGACAUCAUGGACAUUUACGGGCCCAAGCCGCCCAGCACACACUCGGGCAAGAGUGCCUCGUACUCACGCCUUCAGGGGCAAGGACCACCACCCACUUACAGCAAUGUGAUUGGUCGAUCUUACCCAAACUUCACCUCCUCCUCCUCCUCCUCCUCCUGUUUCUUGCACCAGCACAGCAAUAACACACCACCGUCCAAUCAGAGGAAGGCGAAGGAUGGAAGACGCGACAAACCGACUUGACUGACAAGCACAGAGUGGGAGGGGCUGUGCUCUUUGGACCCUGUUCAUAAAUAUGCGAAAGGGGGUGUGGCUUCCCUCCAAGCACUCACUCCCUUGCACAAUUUAGUAAUCCAGAAAAUCGAGGAACCAAGCUUAAGUGAAUAUCACGUUUUUUUUUGUAUACUUUUUCAAAUUUUAAUUAUUUUGAUCAAACUUGUGGGCCUCGUGUGGAUGUUCAGGCUUGUCAGCGACUUCUCUGUUCCUGCUUUUUGUAUGCUUUCUUUUAUUUAAGAUAAUCAGCUCUUUUUUUUGCAGAUUGCUCAAGAAACUGCGCAGGAUGGUUGUUUUUUGUUUUGUUUUUUAACAUUCAUGAAGAAAAAUAUUCUUAAGUUCUUAACCAAUCAAAAUCCAGAUUUGAGUGCCAUGAUUAGUGAAAUCAUUACUUAAAUCUCAGUGAUAUCAUCACAAUAGAGAGAAAAAAUCUACAUUGCACUAAGUUAGUAUUUAUUUUGGGUCCAUAUUCUAAUGUUUAAGCAUAUUUUAGCAUCCAUUUCACUUUUCUUUCUUAAAACUAGGAACUUCUGAUCCAGCCUAAAAAAAAAUCCAUUACUAACCUUCAAGAUGGCACUUAAAAAGGGGUGCUGUUUAAAUUCUAUUCAUUUCUCUUAUUAAAUGUCAUUUUUCAUCCUUUCAGAAUAGCACUUUAAAACUCGCUCGCUUCAGCAUGGUCCAGAUGCAAGGGAAUCAUGGGAAACGUAGUCUUAUGCACAUCCACGACAUUGAGCACGUCUCAUUGGCUAGCUGAUCUUCUAUGCUUUUCUCAGAACCGCCUUGAGAACUGAGAACCGCUGCUGUGUAGUUUUAUAAACAGUUAGUUAUGAAGUAUUCCAUUGAUGACUUUGAAACUUUGGCAUUUUCUGUUACUCUUAAACGUCGGCCAUCUUGUCCUAGAUUGAGUGUCAGCAUAAUGUUCAGUAACAUACUCAAAACCUUUUAAGCUGUUACAAAAGUAAUGUUCCUGUGAUGUCCAGACAUGCAAAAACAACCCUCGAGCAUGGGAACGUUAGCGUCCAUUUAUACAAGUAAAAAUGUUCCAGAAAUAUUGUGUAAGAACUUCCCUCGAAAACAUUAGACUGAACCUUCUUGGAACCAGAAAUAACAUUCUGAAAAUGUUCUGCUCAACUUAAAUUGUUCCAAUAAAGUUUUGAAAGCACACGAGUUCACACUAGUUCAGCAUGCUAGCUACCAAGCUACCAUCCUAACAUGCUAAUCGGAAGACCUGGUAGAUGAAAAAGAAACAGUUGUGAACCUGAUCAUGUGACAGCACCAUUAGGCUUUAUCUUUUGAUUCAUUUAUUCAACUUGAAAGCACGCUUAGCCUAAAAUGCUGUGUGUAAUCAAACAGUAUAGUAGUUACGCAACAAUAGCUAUGCUAAUUACAGCACUGCUUUAAGGCUAACUCAGUUACUAGCCAGUGUAGAUGUUGCCUCUCUUGUUAGUAGUUCGCUAAGUUUGCUAAUAAGAUAGCUAAUGCUUGGCUAAUUCCUAUAUGUUGUAAUUACAACCAGUAGCCAGGAUUGUUACCAAGCUGGCGAUGAAUAAUCUGGGAAGAAUAGCUAAUAAAUGUAAACUUUUUGAAAUAUUAAGUGAUAAAUUUGUAACGGUUUACACUUAAAUAGCGUCAUCCUAACACACGUGUUUUUUUUGUUUUUUUAAUGGUAUCAAGUCAGUUGGAGUUGGGAGUUAGUUGAAGUGAGCUGAUACAGCAUUUAACAAGGUGUUUCGACCAAGUGGAAGUGAAAAAGGGCGUGCUAAAAAAAAUUGCAAGACAGCCAACGUACUACGCUCAGUGCGAUUCCAUCAGCUCUUACUUGCUCUUACUCAUCACGUGUGUGUGUGUGUGAGGUCCUGCUGCUGCUAUGCUAACACUCACAUUAUUGCAAAUGCUAAUGCUGCUCUCCAUCGUCUCAUGUUCAUGUGUAUUUCAUUUUUACGUUUUUUUUAAACGGUUAAUCUUCAUUUCUUUUUACUGUUACAUCCACAGUUUAAAACCUCUGAGUGUUGAUUAUACUUUGACGUUCGUUGCAUGUUUCUCUGAGCAGAUUUGGUGCCUAAAAGUUGUGGUAAAGCAGAAAUAGGAACCUUUUCACUUUGCACUCCAAACCCCAAACACCCCUCACCCUCACCCCACCCACCCUCUAAAAAAAAAAAAAAUCACUCCCCACCUUCGUUGUGCCUCACUUCCUACGGUGCUUUUUUCACAAGUCCGACUUUGUUUAUUCGUACUGUGCUGUAUAAAUAUAUAACUUGAAAAUAUUAUGCACAUAUCCUACCCAAUGGGUAGACGAAAAAAAAACCACAAGAGAACAAAUGUUAAUACUGUAAUAUAAUGUACAGAAGAUAUUACGAUGAGAAAUUUAACACGGCGGCAUCGGGUUUUUUGUGAAUGCCCUGCAAUUGUGCUUUUUGUCUUUUGUAAAAAAAAAAUAUACAAACAAACAAAAAACAAAAAAAGAGGUAAUAAAAUAAUACUACAGUAUAGUCAAAACAUAAGUUACAAAAAGUUCUUCUUAUAUUUUUUUCCUAUAUCUGCUAUGUGAUGAUUAUGAGGCGGUCGCAUACAGGACAAAACUCGCUGCUGCUUUUAUAACUUCCAGAGAAAUUAUCAUUAUUAAUGCCAGCGCUUGCCAUUUAUUUAUUUGACUUUUUAUUAUUAUUAUUAUUAUUAUUAUUAUUAUUAUUUAGUGAGUGAUAGAUGUUUGGACAUUAAAAUAACACAGAACAGAAGAGCUGUAUCUUACUUCACCAAACAGACACAAAUGGAAAGUUAACAAAUAAAGGUUUUGGAUCACA